AGAUAUAGAGAAGUUGAGAAGUCACAUAUUAAUAUAUAUAUAUAUAUAUGCAUGUGUGUGUAUAUAAAUAUAAUGUAUGCAACGUUUGUGAAUUGCCAAAAUUGGUUGUUGUUGCAUUUGCAGCCAAAGGAUUUGUGGAUUUUAAAACGUUCUUAAGACGUGCAGCAGGUGCACAAGAGUUGCAAGCGACCAUGCGCGCAUGGCUUCUACUCCUCGCAGUGCUGGCGACUUUUCAAACGAUCGUUCAAGUUGCUAGCACCGAGGAUAUAUCAACGAGAUUUAUCGCAGCUAUAGCACCAACAACAACAACAACAACAGCAACAGCAACAACUAAGGCCAUAAUCAAUAAUAAUACAACAACUAAAAGAGCAGCAGCAGCAACAACAACAGAAACAACGACUACAGCAUUAGCAAAAGCAUUUAAGCCAUUUAACGAGUUACAUCUCAACAACAACAACAACAACCACAACCACAACAACAACAACAGCAGCAGUGAUAGUGAUAUUAAAAACAACAACAAGAAAAGCAAACAUAGCAAAAGUGCCACAUUCAAACAGUUUAACGAAGUGCAUAAAACAAGAACAGACCAAUUAGAAAAUUCCAAAAAUUCCAAAAAUAAGCAUAAUAAUAAACAUCAUAAGCAUAAUAAAUUAACUAAUAAUAAAAGCAAACACAAUAACAAUAAAAUGGCUAUCAAGGAGCUGCAACAACAUAAAACAGAAUCUCAAGCACAAACCGCCAUUGCGAAUGUGUUUGCAUUGCAGGCGCCACAAGCUGCUUCCGUUUCUGCCUCCACAUCCGCAUCCGCCUCCAUUUCCAGCUUCAACACGGAUACGGAUACGGAUACGUAUACGAAUAAGGAUAGUGUGCUGGGGGAAUUCGAAGUGCCGGGCAUUGCGGAUGCCAUCAUUGCUGAGGAUGAGCCGGCAACGUAUAGCAGCAAGGAGAUCAUCAAGGACAAAGUGAAACCAGAUCCAUCAACUCUAGUCGAAAUCGAGAACAGUCUCCUCUCGCUGUUCAACAUGAAGAGGCCACCGAAAAUUGAUAGAUCCAAAAUCGUCAUACCGGAGGCAAUGAAGAAGCUCUAUGCCCAAAUUAUGGGACACGAGCUCGAUUCCGUCAAUAUACCCAAGCCGGGACUAUUAACUAAAUCAGCGAAUACAGUCAGAAGUUUUACACAUAAAGAUAGUAAAAUCGACGAUCGGUUUCCGCAUCAUCAUCGGUUUCGUCUGCACUUCGAUGUGAAGAGCAUACCCGCCGAUGAGAAGCUGAAGGCCGCCGAGCUGCAGUUGACGCGGGACGCAUUGAGCGUUAGUACGUCCGUGAAUCGGAGUCGCUACCAGGUGCUCGUCUACGAUAUAACGCGGGUGGGUGUGCGUGGCAAGCGGGAGCCGAGCUAUCUGCUGUUGGACACGAAGACAGUGCGUCUGAAUAGCACCGAUACGGUCAGUCUGGAUGUGCAGCCCGCCGUAGAUCGGUGGCUGGCCACACCGCACAAAAACUACGGCCUGCUCAUCGAGGUGCGAACGAUGAGAUCGCUCAAGCCGGCACCACAUCAUCAUGUACGCUUGCGCCGCAGUGCGGACGAAGCGCACGACGACUGGCAGCACAAGCAGCCGUUGCUCUUCACCUACACGGAUGAUGGCCGGCACAAGUCACGCUCCAUCCGGGAUGUGGGCAAUCGGGAGGGGGCGGGCGGCAAUGGUAAUGGCAAUGGCGGUGGGGGCGGCGGUGGCGGCGGGGGUGGAGGUGGUCGGAAUCGGCGACAUCAGCGCAGAUCACGACGAAAGAAUCAUGAGGAGAUAUGCCGACGGCAUUCGUUAUAUGUGGACUUUCAGGAUGUGGGCUGGAGUGAUUGGAUUGUGGCACCGCCGGGCUAUGAUGCAUUCUAUUGUCACGGGAAGUGCCCGUUUCCGCUGGCCGAUCAUCUGAAUUCCACAAAUCAUGCGGUUGUGCAAACCUUAGUCAAUAAUCUCAAUCCAGGGAAGGUACCAAAGGCGUGCUGUGUCCCAACACAGCUGGAGGGCAUCUCGAUGCUCUAUCUCAAUGACCAAAGGACGGUUGUGCUCAAGAACUAUCCCGAUAUGACGGUAGUUGGCUGUGGCUGUCGAUAAAGACAGGGCUAAUAAUCAGAGCGAAAGCGAGAGAGAGAGAGAGAGAGAGAGAGAGAGAGAGAGAGAGCGAAAGAGAGCAAGAGCGAGAGCAUCAAAUGCUGUUUGGUUCCAAGCCGUCAAUGCUUUAAACACAACGCAAACAAAAUGGACUGAAUAUUUGAAUUUUAAGUGUAAAUCGUAGACUUUAAUUGUAUGUAGAGCGAAAUGCACCGCACCAUCCCCUAAAAAACAAACACACCCCCACCAAUCCCCACUCAGCAGCAGCAGCAGCAGCCGCAGCAGCAGCGCCGCCUCUGUCACUUUCCACAGCCAGGCUUUGGAAAUGUUGCACAGAGCCCGUGUGACGAAGAGACGCCGUGAUCAAAAUAAAAAAAAAAAACUGUAUAUAGCCGAAAGAAAUCCUCAAAUCCACACAAUCCACAACGCCCAACCCUGCCCCGCCCACCAACGUAUCGUCGUCUCCUGCCGCCCUAGUAGCAGUCAAACAAACUAAAUGCCAUAGACCGCACUUUGAGAUACUUUUGUAUCUUGCAGCUCGCACUGCUAAAAACAAAAAAUAUUGAACAAAUUGUAUAAAAAAGCUAAUGCUAAGCUAUAUAUAUCGAUAUAUAUAACUAAAGGAAAGCGCACACAGCUGUUCCAACACUUGUAAAAAGAAAACGAAAAACAAAAAAAUGGAAAUGAACUUGAAAUUAUGUAGCUCCUAACUACAAAUACAUAUAUAUGCAUAUAUAUUACACAUUAAAAAAAAAUAUAUAUAUAAAUAUAUACUGCGUAUGUAACUCUCUUGUAUAUGUACUAAAUUUAAAUACUUACCCUACACAUAUACAUGCAUACAUACAUACUACACACAUACAUAUCGACGCAACGGUAUUCAACUUCGUUCCCCCGAAAAAAACUAAAUGUAAACUGUAAAUUAAAAACAAUUCUUAACUAAAAUUUAGAGUUAAGCUACAAAACUAAAAACUAAACUAAAUUAAUUUUAAAAAAUACAAAAAAAAAAGUGAAAAAUCAAAUGAAAAACUAUCGUUUAUUGUUAUGCGUUUUAAGCUAAACUCGAAUAUAAUCAUUGCGUAUGUUAAAUAUAAAAUUAAUCUAGCAUUUAGUCUUAAACGUUAAGAGCAUGUUGACAAAUAAUAAUUAGUGCAAGAAAACAAAACUAUAAACUAUAUAUAUAUACAAAAACAAAAACAGCAAAAAAAAAAAUGAAAAAAAAAAAACAAACAAUUAUAAACUCGAAAAUAUCGAAUUGUAAAACGUGCCUGAAGUUGCAGAGCGCGUCAAUGUAUUUUGUAAUUUUCUUAUACAUUUUAUUAUUUUAUUUAUUUAAAAAAACAAAAAACAUAACAUUUUUUGAUGAAUGUUGAGCAAAUGCUGAAGAAGAUGAUGAUGAUAGUGAUCAUG
Drosophila grimshawi is the source of this 3518-nucleotide messenger RNA. It is a transcript of the gene dpp, whose product is annotated as protein decapentaplegic. The record is from RefSeq and is a predicted model, not a curated record. Gene Ontology annotation, cellular component: extracellular region. The transcript has 3 exons. The coding region runs from base 48 to 2114 and encodes 688 amino acids. Gene Ontology annotation, biological process: SMAD protein signal transduction; BMP signaling pathway. Lineage: Eukaryota; Metazoa; Arthropoda; Insecta; Diptera; Drosophilidae. Gene Ontology annotation, molecular function: cytokine activity; growth factor activity.